Saccostrea cuccullata (small rock oyster) is the source of this 1974-nucleotide messenger RNA. RefSeq names its product fibrinogen-like protein 1. The coding region runs from base 115 to 1668 and encodes 517 amino acids. Lineage: Eukaryota; Metazoa; Mollusca; Bivalvia; Ostreida; Ostreidae. The record is from RefSeq and is a predicted model, not a curated record. The transcript has 2 exons.
GAUUGAUUCAAGAGAGUUCAAUAAUGUUUUGCAUCACUCUUGCAAAAUGAUGUUUUAAUCACAGUAACAAGUCCAUAAGCCGACCAGAAGAACUCAUUUCCUGGAGAGAGAGGCAUGAUGAAUGUUUAUCCAGGACUUUACGCAACAUGCGUCGUUGUGAUUUGUUGGAGUGUUAAGGCGAACGCCGAUUCCUGCUCGUACAACUUUGAUGUUUGGUACCCCGAUAGGGACACCCAGAGUAGAUUACAAGUGAUUGAAUUGAAAAUUUCGAAUUUGUCCUCGUAUUUUGAUUUGGAAAUCUUGAAACUUAAACAUGCUGACCUUCACGAGCUGAAGUGUAUUCAAAAUAAGUCCAAUCAGCUUGAAUUGGAGUUGAUAAAAUCAAAACUAAAAGAAUAUAAAGAAAAAGCUGCCAAUAAUGAAUCAAACCAACCUGUCGACUUAAAUUUUCGACUUAAUGACUUUGCACGACGCUUAACUCAUUUAGAAAACAAGCUGUUAAGGAGGACAGACCGGAAGUUGAGAUUAAAACAAGAGAGGGCGCUAGAAGAUAGCGGUCAUGUGACGUUACACACACUUCGCACAUCCGUCAGUGAUUUGAAAUCCGAAUGGAUUAUGAUUAAAAGAGACAUGUUUGAUAUACACAAGGAAAUAGCCUACCUGAAACGAGACCAUAAUGAUGUUACUAACCUUACCACUCAUUUACAAGAUAAAACGGCAACUUUAAAGAAAUCGGUGAACGAUUUCAAAACUUCUCUUGACCAUAGUUCACAAACAGUCAGAAUUUUAAAUUCAAAUUUUGACACACUCAAACAAAUUGUAUCAGCCAAAGAUGAUGUACAAAUGAGAGCAGAGCUUAAGAAGAUGUCAACAAAAGUCGGCGACAUCGAAAAACAACUCGAUGCUUACAAAUUAAACGCAAGCUCUUUAACAAAAGCAGUAGAGAAAAUCAUUUUGACAGCGGCGAUUCAAAAUAAAAGUGCUGUUCGUAUGAAAGCUCCGGAAGCAAACCGGAUGUAUCCGUCAGAUUGUGACGAUGUUCUAAAAUCUGGUCAUUCUACAAACGGUGUUUACAGAAUACAGCCUCGCGAUUCUUCGUACCCUUUCAAUGUUUACUGUGACUUUUUUGAUGGAAAUUUUAUAGUGUUUCAAAGACGCGAGGACGGUCUUCAGAAUUUUGACAGAAGUUGGUUAGAAUACAAAUUCGGAUUCGGCAGUCUAUAUGGCGACUUUUGGUUGGGAAACGAAUUAAUACAUUUAAUAACGAAGCAAAGGAAAUAUGGCCUGUUGAUUAUGAUAGAGGACUGGGAGGGAAAGUCCGGUUGGGCCGAGUACUCCAAAUUCAGUGUAGAGGACCACAGUAAUCAGUAUACACUUCGAGUGUCUGGAUAUACUGGUACUGCGGGGGACUCACUGACUUACCACAAUGGAAUGAAGUUUAGUACCGAGGACACCGACAAUGACCUGAACAUGCGCAAUUGUGCUGCAGAAAACAGAGCUGGUUGGUGGUUCAAUUCUUGUUAUCUUAGUAACCUUAAUGGGGUCUACCACAAGGGGUGGUAUACGCAUGCGCAAGCAAAAAAUAGUGAUGGAGUCGUAUGGUUCACAUGGAAAGAUUCUGAAAAGUAUUCCUUAAAGAAGGUUCAUAUGAAGUUGAAACGUGCAUAAAGGGAAGGCAGACUUUUCGUUAUGCAUGUGUGAUCUUGCUGAAUUGUAAAUGGAAUAACUGGUAUAGCAUCAAGUUCAAUAAGUUAUAAAAUGAGUUUUUAAGAAAAUCUUACGAAUUCAUUCAAUGUAACAAUAUAUAUAUAUAUAUAUUUAUAGAUAUAAAUAUCAUAAAUGAGGACGUAGCUAACUAAAUGAAUUGAUAUCUUUUUGCUCGGCUACGAACUUUGUAUCAUAUUUCAAAAAUCAUUCUCUAGGCAAAAACGACGUUUUAACCCUGCAAAAAGUAUUCCAACUUUGAUUACUUGG